AUUGCUAAGGAGGGGAAAGAAAGGCUGUAUAUAUUUUCUUAUUCCUACGUUCUUCGCUUCUCGUCCAUUCGUGUUGUUUCCAUCUUGAAGUAAUUGGUUCGACGACGAAGUGGCAAUUGGGGUUAUCACGAGCUGAAUGCUGUGACGCCAUUUACCCCGCCAUACCAAGAAUACAUUACCUAUUUGUACCGUAGCUCGGAUAUAGAAGGCCCGGUCUCCCGUGGUGGCACAAAAGUCUUUUCUGGAGUUAGAAGAGGGAGAUUGAGAAGUGUUUAGUUUUUUGGACGAGAAGGAAAGGAGAGAAGAUGUCGUUGUUGCAUAGAGUGACUUCUUACGAGUCGCUUUCUCCUCCGAGAGGAAGGUCGCCUGUGGGAUCGCAUGAAAAUCCUAGGGAUCGAAAGCUUUCUUUCAGUCCUUUGCCUGGAUCGUGGGACCCUCCUGCUGCUGAAGAGCAUACGCAUGCCAUUGGGGCCUUUGAAGUUCCAAAGUCAAAGAGGAUAUUACAAGUCGCAAUUUCUGUCUUCUACUGCCUGUUUGCAGCCGGUAUCGUCUUUGGUUACGCUGCUAUCAAACCAGUCCUCAUCCGCGAACGUGUGUACAGAGACUAUUGCACGAAAGACGAGCUCGAACGAGGCGUGCGAACAUGCUUCGACCAAGAAAUACACCUGAACUUGAUGUUCACAAUUGCUGCUGUCGGAACGAAUGUGGCAGCUCUGCCCAUCGGAGCUAUACUCGAUCACUUCGGCCCUAGACUGUGCGGCAUACUUGGAAGCUUUCUACUUGCUAUAGGGGCUGUGUUCUUCUCGUUCGCAUAUAAACUUCCCUUCGAUGGUUAUAUACCCGGAUACCUUUUCCUGGCUUUAGGAGGACCCUUCAUAUUCAUCUCCUCCUUCCAAUUAUCCAACACAUUCCCCAAACACUCAGGACUUAUCCUAGCUCUACUCACAGGAGCAUUCGAUUCCUCCAGCGCCAUCUUCCUCCUAUACCGCAUGCUCUACCAAUGGAGCAACAACACCUUCACCCCGCACAAAUUCUUCCUCCUCUACCUCAUCGUCCCGGCCUUCAUCCUCCUCGUCCAAAUCCUCAUCAUGCCCCAAUCCUCCUACAAAACCGUCGGCGAACUCGUCCGCCAAGUCGAAGACACAACCGACGACAACGUCCUCGACGACCAAAUGGACGAACACACCGCCCUCCUCCGCGACGAAAGAAGACAACACCGCCAAUCCAUCGUCUCAGACAUUACCUCCCUGCUCGGCUCCAAAUCCGGCGCCAAACACCUGCAGAAAGAGGAAGUCAAGAACCGCAUCUCCGGCGUCUGGGGCGCUAUGCACGGUAAAACAGUACGGCAACAGAUCACUUCUCCAUGGUUUAUCCUCGUUACGCUAUUUACCGUCAUCCAAAUGACGCGCAUAAACUACUUUGUCGCUACCAUCCGUCCGCAAUACGAAUACCUGCUCUCCUCAUUCACCAAAGCCGUGGAAAUCAACACCUUUUUCGACAUCGCGCUCCCACUUGGUGGAAUUCUGUCGAUCCCUUUUAUAGGCUUGAUACUAGACAAUACCUCUACGCUAACUGUUCUCUCGCUCCUGGUUACUAUCGCAACAACAAUCGGGAUCCUAGGCUGCCUUCCCUAUACCUGGGCCGCGUACGCGAACGUCUGUCUCUUCGUCCUCUAUCGCCCCUUCUACUAUACCGCCGUAUCGGACUAUUCCGCCAAGGUGUUCGGGUUCCGGACGUUUGGCACUGUGUACGGGUUUAUUAUCUGUCUUGCUGGUCUGUUUAAUUUUACUCAGAGUGGACUAGAUGCCCUAUUACAUAAAGUAUGCAAGGGAAAUCCAGUCCCAGUUAACGUAGGACUAUUGAGCGCCGCUGCAGUGGUGGGCAUCGCGUUAUGUGUUUUUGUGGGGUGGAAAGCGUAUUAUUUCAGGAGAGACCGGUUGGAAGAGGAGGCUGAGCAUGCGGGGGAGACGCUUAUGCCUGGGGCUAGGAUGCCUGAGGGUUUGUAAAUAGGUGGAGGGACUGUAGUAUGUUUUGAGCGGUUGGUGGCGGUUGGGUGGCUAUAUAUCCUGUUGCAAGUUCGGCAUAGCAGGGCGUUGGUUGGGAAAACUUCUUUGCGGGUCAUCAGGUCGAGUUGGGUAUCAUCCUUUUUUGUAUUGAAGAUAAUCUAGCAAUUUCGAACAUUGACAUCUAGACUCUGGUC
This is a messenger RNA of Mollisia scopiformis, 2200 nucleotides long. Its product is annotated as MFS transporter-like protein Fmp42. The transcript is spliced from 3 exons. Lineage: Eukaryota; Fungi; Ascomycota; Leotiomycetes; Helotiales; Mollisiaceae. Gene Ontology annotation, cellular component: fungal-type vacuole membrane. Gene Ontology annotation, molecular function: transmembrane transporter activity. Gene Ontology annotation, biological process: transmembrane transport. The coding region runs from base 306 to 2006 and encodes 566 amino acids. The record is from RefSeq and is a predicted model, not a curated record.